Molecule: messenger RNA, 1719 nt
Organism: Silurus meridionalis
Lineage: Eukaryota; Metazoa; Chordata; Actinopteri; Siluriformes; Siluridae
Gene: emx1
Product: empty spiracles homeobox 1
Exons: 3
Coding region: 259-954 (231 amino acids)
Biological process (GO): regulation of DNA-templated transcription; brain development; neuron differentiation
Molecular function (GO): DNA-binding transcription factor activity, RNA polymerase II-specific; DNA binding
Source: RefSeq, a predicted model, not a curated record
UCUCGCCAAGCUGCAGCCCCUCUCUCUCUCCUCACUUGUUCCUUAACGCACAGACGCUGUUGGAUUCAUGGAUGUUCGCUGAACCACUGUUUGCGUUAGUGAAGUUGUGAUCAGAACGUGUUGUUCUCCUGCAGCUUUCCUUUUAUAAUGUCUUUGUGAGGAAAGGCUGCUUUCUGAAAGAGGUCUCACUCUAAAGGUCUCGAGAAGGAAGUAAAGGCGUGCUUCAGCUGCCGAACUCUGGCGGGACGGACAGGGACUAUGUUCUCCACAGCAGGGAAGCGCGGUUUCACUAUUGAGUCUUUGGUAGCCAAGGAGAGCCCAUUACCGGGGGAAGACCCUAUCCGCCCGACCGCGUUAAGCUACACGACCCCCACAGACAGUUUUCUGAACGCUUAUCCCAGCCCAGCAGGUCGCGCGCUUUAUCCCAACCCCGAGCUCGUUUUCCCGGAGUCCGUGCAGCACGCGCCCAUCGGCGUGCACCCGCACCAGCUCGGCGGCGCGCACCUCCAGCACCCGCACUUCUUCAGCACGCAACACCGCGAGCCUCUCAAUUUCUACCCAUGGGUCUUGCGAAACCGAUUUUUUGGUCAUCGGUUUCAAGGAAACGAAGUCUCACAUGACUCGUUGUUACUGCACGGGCCUUUCGCGCGGAAGCCCAAGCGGAUCCGCACAGCCUUUUCCCCCUCACAGCUCCUGCGCCUCGAGCGAGCCUUCGACAAGAACCAUUAUGUGGUGGGAGCUGAACGCAAACAGCUCGCCAAUAGUCUCAGCCUGUCCGAAACCCAGGUGAAGGUGUGGUUUCAGAACCGCAGGACCAAAUACAAAAGACAGAAACUGGAAGAGGAAGGUCCAGAGAGUACACAAAAGAAGAAGGGGAAUCAUCACAUCAGCCGAUGGAGACUCGCCACCAAACAGGCUGGAUCUGAGGAUAUAGAUGUCACAUCUGACACCUAGAACCCAAACAGGGCCAAGAAAAGCUCUAUUUAUUUAUGUUUUAAGGAAUGACUGCAUAUGAGUCUAAACUUGGCUGCUGUGUGUGUGUGUUGAGAGAGAGAGAGAGAGAGAGAGAUUCAUUGGCAUGUAAAUUGUACAAUGUUAUUUUUCUCUAUUUGUAAAUGUACCCCAAAGUAUGAUUUUGCGCUCUUUCUCCAAAAUCUGCAUCAGAAAACUAAAACUGGCACUAAAUAUACGAUUUUUCAACAUGACACAAUUGUCAUACCAGUGCAUUUAACCUAAUUUACUAAUGUAAAUUGCUAUCUUGUACUCGCAGGUAACAGUCAAUUUUCAUUAAAGACUUCCAUCCCUGAGUCCAUGAUUUGAAAAAAAUAUUUUCAUUAAGGUUUUCCGGUAGCACUUGGCAUGGGUGGCAAAACAAACAAAUUGUGAUGCAAGGGAUCAUUUUACAGGCCAGUUUAGACAUGACUUACCCACAGUGUAGGAGUAAGAGCCUGCAUAUGUGUGUGUGUGUGUGUGUGUGUGUGUGUGUGUGUGUGUGUGUGUGUGUGUGUGUGAUGAUCUGAAUGCUCGGUUCUUGUUCAGUCAUGGUAAUGCAGGCUGCUGGAUGCAGGUUAAAGUGUGAAUACUUCUCUGAUUCAUAAACAGAAACUACUGACUACUUGCCAACUGUCACAUUAAUGCCUGUAUAAUGUACAGUACAUUUAAAAUAUAAUUUUUCUCCCACAGAAAGGGACCAUAAUAAUAAAUAUGUUUUAGAAACAA